This is a messenger RNA of Chara braunii, 3020 nucleotides long. The record is from the annotation of a GenBank genome assembly. NCBI's taxonomy places the organism in Eukaryota, Viridiplantae, Streptophyta, Charophyceae, Charales, Characeae.
GAAUAGUUAUCCUUGAAAAAAGUUAUAAAACCCAUCCUUGACCUUCACCGUCCUUCCAGUCCUCUGGGAACGAGUUGUGGAGCUGCGUGUCUCGAUCUCGAUUGCGAUGCUGACGGUGAUGAUAGUAAUGAUGAUGAUGAUAACCAUGCCGUUACGGGUGACAGCCGCCGUCGGAGCAGAAGGGAGGAGCUUCGAAGCGCAGAGACGAGGGGAGUCCGUUGCGCGGACGGAGAGUGCGUGUGAUGACAUUGGCGAUAUGCAAGGAGAGAGGGAGCUGCAGGCAGACUCUUUGAGUGUUUUCGACAUCUGGAACAUGUUCAACACGACUCUUCUUCAGCCUCCCCGAGUGGUUUUGACCGCUAGUACAAUUUUCUACGGUAAUUCAUCCGGUUACGUUGAGUGUUCUCAACAUAUCACGAACAUGGUAUUUACCUCUCAGACGGGGGUGUUCUUCUACUCGCAGUGGGAUUACUGCGAGAAUGCUUCUGCCAGAACUUCGCUCAGUGAAGGUCAGUCUUUGCACAAGUGUGAUAUGCGAGGCCUUGGCAGCUCUGGGACCGCAGAGGCCAGCUGCUCCCUGCUCACUCUUCAGUGGACGUCGUAUAACCCGAACGGCACAUCGGUAAGGCAGCCCUACAACUCCACAUUCCCGUCUAAUAUUCGCUUUACGGCGCUCGAUCUGUCCCGGAGCGAGCGGUAUCUCGUUCUGCCAUUUGCGAAUGGCUUUUCGGGCGCAGGUCUGACAUUCAUCGACACGACGGUGGGUUCCAGAACCACCUAUAACGUCUCCGACCUGUUCUAUUAUAGCGGUGCAUUCAAUCCUAACCGCUCGACGUGGCAACAGAUGACUGCCUUCAGUACUCCGUCAUGGAUGGCGAGUCGCCCGAAACCUUUGUCAGCGACUUCCAAACAAGAGCAUGCCCUACGAGCAUUCCGGGAAGCCUCCACUUCAGUCAUCGAAGCUUUCGACAAGAUGGCAGCUACCUAUACGCUGCGGUGGCUGUUGAGGGAUGGGAUGGGAAUGGUUAAGUCCAGCAAGGAUCAGCUUUUUGGGGGCAAUCCACCAAUGGGUUGGCGGCUGAGGGAUGGGAAGGGAUUUGUCAUGUCUAGCAAGGAGCAGCUUGUUGGGGGACAAAAAUCCACUGAUGGCGGUUCAUUCAGACAUCCUGUGAAGUCCACGUCUCGCUUCUCGAUCGUCCUCUUACCUACGCUUCUUUGGCUCUCCAGUGGCGAAUCAGUAUCCUCCACCCUCCUUCCGUUCCCCUGGCGACGAGUUAUGGGGCUGCGUGUCUCGAGCUCGAUGACGAUGCUGACGGUGAUGAUAGGAUUGAUGUUGAUGAUGAUGGGCAUGCCGUUACGGGUGAUAGCGGCGGUCGGAGCAGAUAAUAUGUGCUGGACAGCGCAACAGAGAGGAGGGAAGUCCGUUGCGGGAGCGGAGAGUGCGUACAAUGAUGAAGUUGGCGAUAUGCAAGGACCAAGAGAGCUCCAGGCAGAGCCAUCAAGUGCUUUCUCCGUCAUAAGCACGACUCUUCUUGGAACUCCCCGUGUGGUUUUGACAACCACUCAGCUCUUUCGUCCAGCAGCCAAUGACAUUACGUGUUCUCGUUACAUUCAGGAUAUCGUAUUUAGCUCCCAGACGGGGGUGUUCUUCUAUUUGCAGAAGGAUUCCUGCUUCUAUGCUACUGCAGGAAAUGAAGCACAUAGAUGGUCGAUUCACAAGUGUGAUAUGCGGGGCAUUGCCAGCUCUGGGCCCGCUCCGGCCAUCUCCUCCUUGCUCACUGUAGAUUGGGGGGACGAUAACGGGAACGGCACACCGGUAAGUGACUUCCCAACCUCUAUACGGUAUUGGUUGUCUACGCUCGAUCUGUCGCGGAGCGAGCGCCAUCUCGUUCUGCCCUUAUCGAACAAAGGUCUGGCAUUCGUCAACACUGCGGAUGGUUCCAGAACCACGCACGGCAUCUCCUACUUCCUGGGUUACACGGGUGCGUUCAAUCCUAACCGCACUAUUUUCUAUGUGGGAGAUUAUAGCUGCCUUCAUUCCUCCGUCAUGGAUGGGGACUCGCCGGGGAGCUUUGUCGACAAUUUCCGUCGUAAAGCAUGCUAUACGGACUUUCACAGUGUUGUCUUCAAGCAUCGAAAUUUUCUCGAAGAUGGUAGCUACCUAUACGCUUUGGACAUACCUAAAACAACAUUGCUAGGUUUUGACCUCAUUCGUGGAGAGCUGGCUCAAGUAACCGCGAUCCCGCAGAUGCUGGGGUUGCGGGAUUCUGUGUUGACACAAGAUGGAUGCAGCUUGUUCGUCGUUGCAUAUGCUGGGAAGAUUAUCAUGCGGGUGGCUUUCGAUAAACCGAGAGGAAAGGUGGUCACCGUCGAGAACGUGACUACUUAUGCCUCAGAAUAUCACAGAAUGGAGACGGUUGCUCUGGACAAUGACGACAGUCACUUGUACGUGUCGACCUCGGAUGGCCAGCUGUUCCAAUUUCCAAUCAACAAGUCGGCUCUAGGCGAACGCGGCGGUGCAUUCCCAACAGCGGCCGCACCGACCGGAGCUACCUCAGCCUAUCCAUCGGCAUCCCCAGCAUCAUCAACAGAAUCCUCUCCAUCGUCACCGUUGCCAGAACCUUCGACAGAAUCAUCAUCAUCAUCACCAUCACCAUCACCACCGGCGGCGCAAUCAACCGGUGCCUCUCCAGCAGCCGGAGCAUCGUCUUCGGCAGGACACGAUGGGAGUAGUACAGGUGUCAGUGGUAGAUUGGCCGACACGCUGUCAAGUCCUUCGCCGGCAACCGUCCAAACCGCACCAAGGGGAGGUGUGAGCGUCGGCGUGCUGGCUGGCAGCCUUGUGGCAGCUUGUCUGGUCGCCGCUAUUCUUGGUGUCGCUUUAGUGCUCCUCGUUUCUCGAUCUAGAAAAUCAGCGAGGGCGGAAUCUGAGGGUAUGACUGCAAGGGUUCUGCUCUCGAAAACCCGGUAGAACGGCCUUCUGCUCUCGAGCGCCCGAUUUGAAGCUACAAGUUUCAUUA